CUUCGGGAUGCCCCACUUCUCGGCCAUGGCCUCCAAGUCGGGCAUCUUGUUGGUCGCCUUGCCGUUGGCAUCGGCGGCCACGAAGGGCAUGUUGGUGGGACCGAAGGAGGCGGAUGGGUUGAAGUCCGUGUUGAGAACCGCGAGGCCCUUGACCUUCUCGGCCAUAGCCUUCAAGUCGGGCAUCUUGUUGGUCGGCUGGCCGUUGGCAUCGGCGGCUACCAUGGGCAUGUUGUUGAGACUGGCCGGGGCGGAUGGGUUGAAGCUCGGGUUGAAAACCGCGAGGGGCACGACCGACUGUCCGUUGGCGGUUUGGGCUUUGGCAGCAUCUUGGGCACCCUGGGCUUUGGCAGCAUCUUGAGCACCCUGGGCUUUGGCGGCAUCCUGGCCACCCUGGGCUUUGGCAUCUUGGGCAGCCUGGGCUUUCAAGGCAUCUUGGCCAACCUGGGCUUUGGCAGCAUCUUGGCCAACCUGGGCUUUGGCAGCAUCUAGGCCAACCUGGGCUUUGGCAGCAUCUAGGCUACCAUGGACUUUGGCGGCAUCUUGGGCACCCUGGGCUUUGGCGGCAUCUUGGCCAGCCUGGGCUUUGGCAUCCUGGCCACCCUGGGCUUUGGCAUCUUGGGCAGCCUGGGCUUUCAAGGCAUCUUGGGCGUCCUUCCACUUGUUCCACAGGGCGUCCUUCCACUUGUUCCAGUCAUUGUUCGCCCAGGAGUCCUUGUUCUCCCAGGAGGCCGUGUUCUGCUGGGCGGCGUCCUUGUUCGCCUGGGCGUCCUUGUUCUGCUGGGCGGCGUCCUUGCUCGCCUGAGCGGCGUCCUUGUUCGCGGC
Messenger RNA from Neurospora tetraspora, 822 nucleotides. RefSeq lists its product as uncharacterized. The record is from RefSeq and is a predicted model, not a curated record. The transcript has a single exon. The coding region runs from base 8 to 358 and encodes 116 amino acids. NCBI's taxonomy places the organism in Eukaryota, Fungi, Ascomycota, Sordariomycetes, Sordariales, Sordariaceae.